Molecule: messenger RNA, 1725 nt
Organism: Oncorhynchus gorbuscha (pink salmon)
Lineage: Eukaryota; Metazoa; Chordata; Actinopteri; Salmoniformes; Salmonidae
Product: adhesion G protein-coupled receptor F5-like
Exons: 4
Coding region: 142-537 (131 amino acids)
Source: RefSeq, a predicted model, not a curated record
ACCACCACCACUCCUGCAGCAGCUGGUACCACCACCACUACAGCAGCUGUCACCACCACCACUCCUCCAGCAGCUGUCACCACCACCACCACUUCCGCUGCUGUCGCAUCAACUGACCCUCCAUCUUCUAGUGAAGGAACAAUGAGUCUUCAGUUCCGUCUCAACCAGACGUUCAACUCAGAUCUUUCCAACCCUUCCUCUUCAGAGUUCAAGACUCUGGCUGCCAAAGUGACCUCUGAGGUGAACAAGGCUUUUGCUAAGACCCCAGGCUUCCGUCGUUCCAUUGUCACCUCAUUCAGGAGUGGAUCUGUAGUUACCGACAUGACCCUCGUGUUCGAGAAGCUGUCUUCGGUUCCCAGCUCAAGCAACACACAGGCAAUUCUCACCAGCAGUUCCACCUCCCUGAACAUUAUACCAGGCAGCGUCAGUGAUGGGUCAUCAACCACAUCAGGAAGUGCUCCCCGACCCACUUCCUUCUCUCUGGCUGCCUUGCCUCUCACUUUGGCUCUGUUAAUGGUACAGCUGCUGGCUAGCUAAUAGCCUGGGACAUAGCUGCUGUGGCUCUGCUAGCUGCUGGCUAACCAAUAGCCUGGGACAUAGCUGCUGUGGCUCUGCUAGCUGGUAGGCUAGCUAAUAGCCUGGGGCAUAGCUGCUGUGGCUCUGCUAGCUGGUAGGCUAGCUAAUAGCCUGGGGCAUAGCUGCUGUGGCUCUGCUAGCUGGUAGGCUAGCUAAUAGCCUGGGACAUAGCUGCUGUGGCUCUGCUAGCUGCUGGCUAACCAAUAGCCUGAGGCAUAGCUGCUGUGGCAUUGGUUUAACCAAUCAACAGUUUCCCAGCUCUCAUAGAUACAGCCUUAAAGCUAGAAUCCUUAGUUGCUACACACAUUUUUUUACUUAUAAAUUCAUUAUAUGUACCCAUUGAUUCUAGAAGAAUAUAACAUAUGAAUACCUCAUGACUUCAGCUCAACUGUCGUACCCCAUCAGAACCCACAAUAUAAGCUUGUUUUACCCCAAUGUUUCUAAACAAUGCAAACAAACACUGUACGGCUUUAAAACAUUAUUAAAACUAUUAUUCUGAUAUCAUGGAUGGUCAGUCCUGGCAUCCAUAGCUCUGUCUAUGAAUUUGUUAUUGUUUCAGUUAAUAAGGACUCUGGCUUUAAGAUGCAUUACCUGCUUAAAGCACUAAUUCAAUCUGAGAGUUAUUAUUUCUAUACCACUUCCUCCUUCUGAACUUCUAAUGCCAGUGGGUGUGGCUUCGUGACAACGAUCAAGAGGAGCUGCUCACCGAUUGGAUAUCUCCAGCAUGUGUGGUUAGAACUGAUUUGAUUGAAGCUCGGCCCUCUUUCAAAUUACUAUUAUUUAACACUUAACCAUAUAACAGACAAAAAUGAAUUAUUAUUAAUUAUUAUUAAUUUGCACCAAAGCAACUUGCACACUAUUUAUCAGUGAAUUUUUUAAACUAAAAAAAACACAAAAAUUACAAAAAGUUUCCACAGUUUGUUAUAUAUAAAUAUAUAUUUUUAAAUGUUUUAUUUGAUCAUAUUUCCCCCUUUAAUUAUUAACUGAUGUAACUGUAUUUACAAUUAAAAUUCUCCAAGACUGGGAUGAUAUUUACUUUGAGUGAUUUUGGGCAUAUCAAUUAAAAUGUGGACCACUUCAAUGUUUUAAAACUGUUGUAGAGCCUUGCCUGGUUUGUACUUGUCUUGUUAUUAUUAAAUCUAAUAUAUU